GAAGGACUACUUCCGUGGGUCAGAGGCAAUAGUUUGAAAACAUGGAUGAAGAAAAACUACCGAGUGAUGGAGAGAUCGGAUCUGUCAUGGGAUUCUCUGGGUUUGGUAAGAAGGCGCGGACAUUUGAUCUUGAAGCCAUUUUUGAGCAAACCCGGAGAACAGCUAUUGAGAGGAGUCAGCGUGUCCUGGAGGAUCGACAGAAAGGGGCUCAGGUAGAGGAGGAAGGGGAAAGCUCCAAGUCAGUUAAACCAUCAGUUCCUGGUCAUAGAGACAAAGCUGCAGCUCGGAACCAGCACAGCGGCACCAGCAGUAGUGACAGCAGUGAUUCAGACUCAGAGCUCGUUGGGCCACCAGUGCCUCCCCAACGUGGAGCCCAGGAAGAGGAGCUUGUAGGACCACCCCUUCCACCAGGUUAUCGGGACAACACAGCAAAUAGUGACGACGAUGAUGACGACAGCGAAGCAGACUCAAAAGAUGAUGACGAUGAUGAUGAUAACCCAGUGAAGAAGAUUCCAGACACUCAUGAGAUCAUUCUUCAACACGGCACCAAAACAGUAUCAGCUCUUGGUUUAGACCCCUCUGGAGCCCGCCUGGUGACAGGCGGAUAUGAUUACGAUGUUCGUUUCUGGGAUUUUGCUGGAAUGGAUCAGGCUCUGCAGGCUUUCCGAACCCUGCAGCCCUGUGAGUGCCACCAGAUCAAAUCCUUGCAGUACAGCAUCACAGGCGAUGUUCUCCUGGUGGUCUCUGGAAAUGCACAGGCCAAAGUAUUGGACCGUGACGGCUUCAAUGUCAUGGAGUGUAUCAAAGGAGACCAGUACAUUGUGGACAUGGCCAACACCAAGGGACACACAGCUAUGCUGAACUGUGGCUGCUGGCAUCCUAAGAUUAAAGAGGAGUUCAUGACCUGCUCAAAUGAUGGCACUGUGCGCACUUGGGACGUGAACUCAGAGAAGAACCACAAGUCGGUGUUCAAACCUCGCUCCCAGCAGGGGAAGAAGGUUGUCCCCACCUGUUGCACCUAUAGCCGCGACGGGAAGCUCAUCGCAGCAGGUUGCCAAGACGGCACCAUCCAGAUCUGGGACAGAAAUAUGAGCGUUCAUACAAAGUUUCACUGCCGGCAAGCCCACACUCCUGGAUCAGACACCUCGUGCCUCUCCUUUUCAUAUGACGGCAUCACUCUUGCUUCCCGUGGAGGGGACGACACGCUGAAAAUCUGGGACAUACGCAACUUCAGGAAACCUGUAAACGAAGCUAACAGGCUGACCAACUACUUCUCCAUGACCGACUGCUGUUUCAGUCCUGAUGACAGGCUUGUUGUGACAGGGACCUCCGUGAAGAAGGAGGAGGGAAAUGGGAAGCUGGUUUUCUUCGACAGAGCUUCUUUUCAGAAGGUCUAUGAGAUAGAGGUCACCAACGCUAGUGUUGUUCGCUGCCUGUGGCAUCCCAAACUGAACCAGAUUAUGGUGGGUACUGGGAACGGACUGGCCAAGGUGUACUACGAUCCAGUUAAAAGUCACAGAGGGGCCAAGCUGUGUGUGGUAAAGAGCAAGCGGAAAGAGAAACACGCGGAGACGCUAACACAAGAUUACAUCAUCACGCCUCAUGCUCUGCCCAUGUUCCGAGAGGCCCGACAGCGGAGUACACGGAAACAGCUGGAGAAGGACAGACUGGACCCGAAGAAAUCGCACAAACCCGAGCCGCCUGUAUCUGGACCAGGUCGAGGAGGCAGAGUAGCAGCACAUGGGGGCACGCUGUCUUCGUUCAUCGUGAAGAACAUCGCUUUGGAUAAAACGGACGACAGUAACCCGCGAGAGGCCAUCCUGCGUCACGCCAAGGAGGCAUCGGAGAACCCAUACUGGAUCGCCCCGGCUUACAAACAGACCCAGCCGGAGCCCGUGUUCGCAGAAGAGUCAGAGGAGGAUGAGGAGGCUGACAAAGAACCGGAGUGGAAGAAACGCAAAAUCUGAGUGACCCAUUUUUUUAUUAUUAUUAUUUUUUUUUUACAUGAGAUUAGCUGAUAAAGACCUUGGACAUGUCAGAAACACAAAGAACUGGCCAAAAUACUUAAGAACAUCAAUUAAAUUCCUAAAGCAUAAUGUUUCUGCCCUCCAAUGAAUCUUAAUUCCUCCCUUUUCUUCCCUCCUGCUUCGGUGAAAAAAAGGAAGCGCAUAAAUCUGAUCUCGCCAUCAUACAGUUUUAUGUUCCUCUCACUGCUACACAUGAACCACUUCACUUUUUAUGUCUGUUUUGAUUGUGUGGACGGUAUUUUUGUAAUUUCUUUUGUCCUCACACCCCUCAUCUCCAGAGUUUACCAAUGACUCAUAAAUCAGCUCCAGAUUUUUGUGGUGCAGUGCCGAUCACCACGAAGAAGAGUUUGCGCAGAGCAAAUCGUGGAGACGUAGUGAAAUUCCAGCCAGUUUUAUGUGGGAAUAUUGGUUUUUUUUUCGGCCUUGACAGUUUAAAAGCUGUGCUUUUUUUUUAGUAGUUAACAGCAAAACCUUCAAUUAUUUCUUGUUUUCGCCACACCAUGUAAACCAACUCAAAAUUUCAAUAAAGAAAUUUAUAUCCUCUUGUCAAA
Molecule: messenger RNA, 2578 nt
Organism: Poeciliopsis prolifica (blackstripe livebearer)
Lineage: Eukaryota; Metazoa; Chordata; Actinopteri; Cyprinodontiformes; Poeciliidae
Product: WD repeat-containing protein 70
Exons: 18
Coding region: 42-1967 (641 amino acids)
Biological process (GO): regulation of DNA double-strand break processing
Cellular component (GO): site of double-strand break; nucleus
Molecular function (GO): protein binding
Source: RefSeq, a predicted model, not a curated record